This is a messenger RNA of Syzygium oleosum, 847 nucleotides long. RefSeq names its product transcriptional regulator SUPERMAN-like. The record is from RefSeq and is a predicted model, not a curated record. The transcript has a single exon. Bases 117 to 644 code for a protein of 175 amino acids. Lineage: Eukaryota; Viridiplantae; Streptophyta; Magnoliopsida; Myrtales; Myrtaceae.
CUCCAAUUGCUAUCACCCGUCACCAUAUUCUUCAUCUCCCCAUAAAUUCUUUCUUGGCGGUUUUGGGACAGCAAAUUGCAAAAAAAUUGCUCUUGAGAAAGAGAAGAGGGUUUCCAAUGGAACCGGGGAAGCUGAGCUCAGAGUCGUCAAGCGAAGAAAGUGAUCCGAUCGAGCAACCGAAGGAGGAAGGGAGCGUCAAACGGUCCUACGAAUGCACGUUUUGCAAGCGGGGUUUCACGAACGCUCAAGCUCUGGGUGGUCACAUGAACAUCCACCGGAAAGAUAGAGCCAAAGGAAAGCAAGCUCCAAGUGCUUCUCCCACUAUGAGGAAGAUCUACGAUCCUUAUGUCAUCUCAUCUAAUCAUAUUGGAUCGAAAUCGGGCCGAGUACCCCCGGAUUACGACCUGGGCAAAGAUGACGAAGCACAAAGAAAUUAUUGCCACAAGGGUCUGCAAGCAUCUGCUAUGAACCCUAACAAUUAUCUUGAAAGCUUGCACUCUUUGCAAAGAGGAGAUGACAUUAUAUUGGAUGCUAGUCUUAGCCUACGAAUCGGCCCGUCGAACAUGGAGCGCACCUGCGAAGUGAAGCGAGAUGAGAAUCGGGAGGAAGUCGACUUGGAGCUUCGACUCGGCCGCGACCCGUAAUUUAUUAUGCUUUGAUUUAGGUUUGAGAAAUUUAUAAUUAUUGAACAGAUGAUAUUCUUUCAGAGUUGCUAUAUAUUCUAUAAGGAGUGGGAAUGUCGAUUUCAAGGGUUUUAUGAAGGAGGCUUACAGCAUACCAUGAGUUGAAUCUUGGCUCUGAUUACCGUUUUAUCAAGGUAAUGAAAAUGUGACUUUUUUUUCUCUAA